AUGAUUGGUACCCCACCUGUCACGCGGCACAUUCCUGGCAUUCACUAUACAUUUUCCUUACGUACGAAAGCUUCUCAUCUCUGGCUUGCCUUCUUUGCGACGACAAGCGUUUCCUCUGUACUUUCACUUUCUCCCUCAACUCUGGUGUGGUCGUGA
Messenger RNA from Ostreococcus tauri, 156 nucleotides. RefSeq names its product unnamed product. The transcript has a single exon. The coding region runs from base 1 to 156 and encodes 51 amino acids. The record is from RefSeq and is a predicted model, not a curated record. NCBI's taxonomy places the organism in Eukaryota, Viridiplantae, Chlorophyta, Mamiellophyceae, Mamiellales, Bathycoccaceae.